AUGUACCUCGGCGCUCCAACAGUCAUCAUUCCCGCGCUGAGGAGAAACGACUCAGACGCCGUCAGCGAUGCUAUGGCUUCUUUGAUUUCUUCCGGCUGCAGCUACGGCACGAUUCCUUGGAACUUCAUCUUGCCCGUCUUACUGUCGACCUUCGGCCGGAGGAGAACCUUUCUCUUCGUAAACUGCGCCUUGAUCAUCACCAGCGUUAUAUUCUACAUUAGCGACAGUCCUAACCAACUCCUCAUCUUUGAAAUCAUCACUGGAUUACCUCACUCCGGGACUGUCACUGUUGCCGUCAUAAUACUAGCCGAAUACACGUCACCUAAGUAUCGUGGCAUGUUCUUGAUGACCAAAUCAGCGUCCAUACAUUGGGGUAUUUGGGUGUCAAAUGUUAUUGGGACAUUUUUCUCUUGGAGAUACAUAGCUGUGGUUGGGUUCUUGUGUUCGCUGUACACUUUAACAGCAUUUUUCUGGCCGGAAUCUCCAUUUUGGCUAGCCAACAAGGGUAGGUUUAACGAGUGUAAACGAUCCCAUAGAUGGUUGAAAGGCAAUGGAGAAUUCUCUAAAAAGGAACUUGAUAAUUUACUAAACUACCAAAAUUAUGAGAAUCUUACGAUCAGAAAUGGUAAUAUUUUUAGAUUUUUCAGAACUAUAUCUUCUAGAGAAUUCUACAAACCUAUCUUCGUUAUAACUCUGUGUGUUUGUCUGUAUAUAUUUUCGGGGAAACUCGUUUGUAGCAUCUAUGCAAUAGAUAUAUUCAAGCGAAUUACUAAGAAUGAUUCUGCGGCGUACACCGGCAUGCUAAUUUUAGAUGGUGCAACAGUUUUCAGCAUGUACGUGGGCUGCUUAUUGUGUAGAUUUCUUAAACGUAGAACAUUAUUGUUAUGUUCUGCUACUGUGUCUAUUUUAUUUCUAUUUACUAUAUCGUUGUAUUUGUUUUUAGUCAAAUUGUCUUUAUUAGUUGAAAAUGCGUUCUUAUCUAUAGCUUUGUUAGGUUGUUAUUCAUUCUCUGUGGGCUGUGGACCCACGAUUAUGGCGACGUCAUUGUACGCUGAAUUAGUACCGUUAAGACAUAAGAGUUUAAGUGUUGUUUUAGUAUCAAUAAUUUUUAUGUCACUAUUAGCAACAUCUUUAAAUAUUGCGCCGUUUAUAUUCAAAAGUUUUGGAAUGCAUGGCACCUUCUUGUUUUAUGGUAUAUGCAUGAGCAUUUUUACUAUUUUAGUGUUCUGGUUUUUGCCUGAAACGAAAGAUAAAACGUUGAUUGAAAUCGAUCAGUAUUUUAAAGGAGAAGAAAAAUUACAGAAUAAGAGAACGGAUAGUUGA
This is a messenger RNA of Amyelois transitella, 1323 nucleotides long. RefSeq names its product facilitated trehalose transporter Tret1-like. The coding region runs from base 1 to 1323 and encodes 440 amino acids. Gene Ontology annotation, cellular component: membrane. Lineage: Eukaryota; Metazoa; Arthropoda; Insecta; Lepidoptera; Pyralidae. Gene Ontology annotation, biological process: transmembrane transport. The transcript is spliced from 2 exons. Gene Ontology annotation, molecular function: transmembrane transporter activity. The record is from RefSeq and is a predicted model, not a curated record.